CGAGAUAGCCGCCAGGUGGCGGUGUUGGACACAACCCGGUGACGGCUCGCAGGGUCCCUUUUGUUUUGCAAAGCGUCGAUGACAGAAAGAUCCGCCUGAAAAUCUGCUGGGAGUGAAUUCAUUAGAGAGACACGGGGAAACCGGCGAGGCUUCAACCAGCAAAUUAAAGCAGGGACCGGGACCGAGCUUCAGAAGCAGAGGCUCGCAGCGUCACGCCCCAGGCCGGGGCUCCGAGAGAGAGAGAGAGGGCAAGCUCUGUCCCAGAAGUUGCUGGAGGGCGGCGGGCGGGGACAUGGACGUUCGUGCCUGCAUUGACUGUUCUGAAAGAGCGGCGCGCUUCUGCUGUGUGAGAUGAAGCGCGGCUAGCCGUUGCGUAAGCUCGGAGAGGAACACGGAGAAGGCCCCUGACGUUGACGGACUAAUGGCUGCAGAGUGACGUGCCAUGGCUCUAAUGAUCCCGCCGGUGAAACUUAAAUGGCUGGAGCACCUGAACAGCUCUUGGAUCACUGAGGACAGUGAAUCCAUAGCCACAAGAGAGGGGGUGUCGGUGCUAUAUUCCAAGCUGCUAGCCAACAAAGAGGCUGUGCUGCUUCCCCAGCAGGUGUUAUGUCUGAAGGGCCCUCAGCUGCCAGACUUUGAACGUGAGUGCCUGUCAAGUGAUGAGCAGGAGCAUUACCUGGACGCUUUGCUCAGUAGCCAGUUGGCCUUGGCCAAGAUGGUGUGCUCCGACUCUCCCUUCGCUGCUGCCCUGCGGAAGCGAGUACUGGUGCUCCAACGGAUCUUCUAUGCCAUUUCCAACAAGUACCACGACAAAGGAAAGGUCAAGCAGCAGCAGCAGUCUCCAGAAAACAGCUUGGGCUCGACUGACCUGCACUCGAUUAGCGAACGGCCUCGCUCCACCACUGAUGCUCUCAUUGAGAUGGGUGUACGAACUGGUCUCAGUCUACUGUUUGCUCUACUGCGCCAGAGUUGGAUGAUGCCUCCGCCUAGUCCGGGUGGUGGUCCGGGGAGCAGCAUAAACCUGUGUAACGACGUAAUACACACAGCCAUUGAUGUGGUUAGCUCCCUGCCUCCCCUCUCUUUAGCCAAUGAAAGCAAGAUUCCACCCAUGGGUUUAGAUUGCCUGGCUCAGGUCACCACCUUCCUAAAGGGGGUGACAUCGCCAAACUCAGGUGCUGACAUUUUGGGUCGACGACUGGCCUCAGAGCUGCUGUUGGCGCUGGCUUCACAGAGGGGUUCCCUGCGGUACCUUCUGGAGUGGAUUGAGAUGGCCUUGGCUGCAUCAGCUAUUGUCAGCUCCAUGGAGCAGAACAAGGCUCUGCAGAACCACGAGGGGCUGAUCAGCUAUGAUGGUUUCAUGAACAUACUCAUGCAGAUGAGACGCUCUUUGGGCUCCUCCACAGAUCGCAGCCAGUGGCGAGAACCCACGCGGACCUCUGAAUGCUUGUGCUCCUUAUAUGAGGCUGCAUUCUGUCUGUUUGAAGAAGUUUGCCGGAUGGCUUCAGACUACUCCCGUACCUGCGUCAGUCCGGACAAUAUUCAGACUGGUGAGGCCCCGGUGGUGUCGGAAACCUGUGAGGUGUAUGUGUGGGGCAGCAACAGCAGCCACCAGCUGGUGGAGGGGACUCAGGAAAAGAUCCUUCAGCCCAAGUUGGCUGCCAGUUUUGCUGAUGCACAGACGAUUGAAGCAGGCCAGUACUGCACGUUUGUCAUCUCCUCUGAUGGCUCUGUGCGGGCCUGUGGAAAAGGCAGCUAUGGCCGCUUAGGCCUGGGAGACUCCAACAACCAGUCAACACUCAAGAAAUUGACCUUCGAACCCCACCGAGCCAUCAAGAAGGUGUCAUCCUCUAAGGGAUCAGAUGGCCACACCCUGGCCUUCACGACGGAGGGCGAGGUGUUCAGCUGGGGCGAUGGCGAUUAUGGAAAACUGGGCCAUGGAAACAGCUCGACGCAGAAGUACCCCAAACUUAUCCAGGGGCCGCUGCAGGGGAAGGUGGUGGUGUGCGUUUCUGCUGGUUACAGACACAGUGCUGCAGUCAGUGAGGACGGAGAGCUCUACACGUGGGGUGAAGGAGAUUUUGGAAGAUUAGGUCAUGGUGACAGCAACAGCCGCAACAUUCCUACCCUGGUGAAAGACAUAAGCAAUGUUGGAGAAGUGUCGUGUGGAAGCUCCCACACCAUUGCUCUGUCCAAGGAUGGACGCACCGUUUGGUCCUUUGGAGGAGGAGACAACGGCAAACUGGGUCACGGUGACACCAAUCGAGUCUACAAGCCAAAAAUGAUAGAGGCCCUGCAGGGAAUGUUCAUCAGGAAGGUGUGUGCUGGAAGCCAGUCGUCUCUAGCCCUCACUUCCACUGGUCAGGUGUAUGCUUGGGGCUGCGGUGCCUGCCUAGGUUGCGGUUCCUCUGAAGCCACAGCGCUUCGACCCAAACUGAUUGAGGAGCUAGCCACCACCAGGGUAGUGGACAUCUCCAUUGGGGACAGCCACUGCCUUGCUCUGUCUCAUGACAAUGAGGUUUAUGCAUGGGGAAACAACUCCAUGGGUCAGUGUGGCCAGGGGAACUCCACAGGACCCAUCACCAAACCUAAGAAGGUCGUUGGCCUGGAUGGAGUUGCCAUUCAACAGAUUUCUGCAGGGACGUCCCACAGUCUGGCCUGGACGGCUCUCCCAAGGGACAGGCAGGUGGUGGCAUGGCAUCGACCCUAUUGUGUGGACCUUGAGGAGAGCACCUUCUCCCACCUGCGCUCUUUUCUUGAGCGCUACUGUGAGGGCAUUAACAGCGAGGUUCCUCCCCUGCCCUUCCCCUCAUCCAGGGAACAUCAUAGCUUCCUAAAGCUGUGUCUUCAGCUUCUCUCCAAUCAUCUAGCUCUAGCUUUGGCAGGGGGCGUGGCCACAAGUAUUCUGGGUCGGCAGGCCCGGCCUCUGAGGAACCUGCUCUUCAGGCUGAUGGACUCCUCUGUGCCUGAUGAGAUUCAAGAGGCAGUGAUUGAGACUCUGUCAGUGGGGGCCACCAUGCUGCUGCCCCCCCUGCGAGAAAGGAUGGAGCUCCUUCACACUUUACUGCCCCAGGGCCCCGACAGAUGGGAGAGUCUCUCCAAAGGACAGAGGAUGCAGCUGGACAUCAUCCUGACCAGCCUUCAGGACCACACCCAUGUGGCCUCCCUUCUGGGUUACAGCUCUCCAGCUGACGGCCCUGAGAUCCUGUCUUCUGGUUUGUCUUUCUCUCCCUCACCCGACCCGACCUAUAGCUCCCCAGGCGGCCACCCUGACACUCACCUGGCUGAGAUCCUCAUGAAGACGCUGCUCAGGAACCUUGGCUUUUACACUGACCAGGCACUGGGAGAGCUGGAGAAGAACAGCGACAAGCUGCAGCAGGGUACGUCGCCCUCGGACAGCAGCCAGCCCGCUCACCUCCACCAGCUGCUAUGCUCGCUGCAGAAGCAGCUGCUGGCCUACUGCCACAUCAACGCCGUCACAGAGAACUCCAGCAGUGUGGCUCUGCUCCACAAACACCUGCAGCUGCUUUUGCCUCACGCCACCGACAUCUUCUCUCGCUCAGCCGUCCUCAUCAAGGAGAGUUCCUGGAAUGGAAGCAUACGAGAGAAGCUCCAAGAUGUGAUCUACGUGUCUGCAGCAGGCAGCAUGUUGUGCCAGAUCAUCAAUGCACUGCUGUUGCUUCCCGUGUCGGUGGCAAGGCCGCUUUUGAGUCACCUGCUGGACCUACUGCCGCCACUGGACCGUCUGAACCGGCUGCUGCCAGCCGCCGGGCCUCUGGAGGACCAGGAGCUGCAGUGGCCUCUCCACGGCAUGUCCGACUUUGCCGAGCCCGCCUCAGGGACAACGCUGCCGCAGCCGUCGCUUCCGUGGGUGUGGCUAGUGGAUCUGGAGAGGACUGUGGCCCUGUUGGUGGGCCACUGUCUGGGCGGGAUGCUGCAGGGGCCCCCCACCUCGCAGGAAGAGCAGGACACAGCUUACUGGCUGAAAACCCCUCUCUUCAGUAACGGACUAGAGAUGGAUGUCCCCCAGCUUGACUCCUACAUCAGCCUGCUGCUGGAGGCGGCGCUGUCGGAGAACGAGGAGCAGAAGCCCUUCGACUGCACUUUGCUUCCAGACUUGAAUGUCCUGGUGGAUUUGGCUUUGGCGUCUUCUAAAGAACCUGCCAGCAGCCUCUGGGUCAACAUGCAGGACUACGCCAUCAGCAAAGACUGGGACAACGCGUCUCUGAGUAACGAGUCCCUGCUGGACACGGUGUCCAGGUUUGCUCUGGCCGCCUUGCUGAAGCACACAGGGCUGCUGGGCCAGGCCUGUUCUGAUGGAAGGUACCAACCCUCCAAGUCCCUGGCAGAAAUCUACCGCAGUGUUUAUAAAGUACGGAACCGCCUGCUGGCUUGCAAGAGCAUGAAUUUCUUACAAACCAGGUCUGCCUCUCAGGAAAGAAGGAUUUCAGACAUUCAGGACUCUCUGGACUUGGACCCUCAGGAACACUCCCUUACCCGCACCAUAGAUGAGGAGGCAGAGCUGGAGGAGAGAGAUGAACGCGAAAGAGAAGAGGGCCACCCGGAGCAAGACGAUGAAGAUGAAGACAGGGAGCACGAAGUCAUGACUGCUGGCAAAAUCUUUCAGUGUUUCCUCUCAGCGCGGGAAGUGGCUCGCAGUAGAGAAAGGGAAUGGACCAGCAGCACUACAGGACUCGGUUCUGGAUCAGUGUCCAGGAGUGGAGGCGGUGGCGGCCUGGAGGACGAUGUCCUGCUGGCCCAGGAAGGAAGACGCAGCAGCAUGGGCCUCAGGGAGGGUCAGGACUUGUAUACAGCCGCUUGUAACUCUGUGAUCCAUCGCUGUGCUCUGCUGGUUCUGGGCGUUAGUCCAGUUCUGGGUGAGCUGACCAAGCAGAACCAGGAGGAGGGCCAGACACAGUCGGCAGCAGGAACGCAGGAAUGUCUGAGCUUCAUGACCAGGAGCGAGAGUCUGAGUGCCGAGAGCCGGUCAGUUCAGAGCAGCACGGGGUACCGGCUGACCAAAUCCAGAAGCGAGUCGGACCUGUCCCAGCCCGAGUCGGACGAGGAGGGGUGCAACCUGAGUGGACGUAGAAACAUUGAUCUGGACUUGGCCUUCUCUCAGAAGAAGAAAGGCCUUCUUCACAGCUCACCAGACUCCCUGGCUGAGUCCUGGUUUCAGGCUAAACUGAGCUGCCAGCGAAGCUACUGCUCUGUUCGCUCAUAUGAGGAGUCAGAUCUGGACCUCAGCCGUUCACUGGGAAUUCAUGCAAUCAUUGACAACCUGGUCAGCUACAUCAUUUGUGAUGUGGGCCUUGCUCCUGCUUUUAAGGAUCCGGAUGAAACUAUGUCCACAAGCCCACAGGCUACCAUCCUGACCAUGGAGCAGCAGCAGAGCAGGGCAGAGCUAAGGUUAGAAGCGCUUCACCAGAUUGUAGUUCUGAUCUCGGGUAUGGAGGAGAAAGGCAGCCAGUCAGGGAAUGCUGGUCGGUCCAGUGGCACCUUCCAUUCCUCGUCCCUACUCACAUCCGUCCGGCUGCAGUUCCUGGCAGGCUGCUUUGGCCUCAGCACUAUCAGCACCGGAGGGCUGAAGAGGGAGAGCGUGCAGCUGCAUCAUUACCAGGAUGGAAUAAAGUCAGCCAAGAGGAGCCUUCAAAUAGAUAUCCAGAAAGCAGUCCAUAAAAUCUAUCAGCAACUGUCGGUCACGCUGGAGAAGGCACUGCAGGCAAAUAAGCACCACAUUGAAGCUCAGCAGCGCCUCCUGCUGGUGACCGUGUUUGCACUGAGUGUUCGUUACCAGCCUGUGGAUGUCUCUCUGGCCAUCUCCAGCGGACUUUUGAAUGUGUUGUCCCAGCUGUGUGGCACAGAGACCCUGCUGGGGCAACCCCUGCAGCUCCUCCAGAAAACUGGGGUGUCCCAGCUCGGCACCGCCCUGAAGGUGGCCUCCACUCGUCUGCUGCAGAUCUUGGCCAUCAGUACUGGGACCUAUGCAGACAAGCUAUGUCCUAAGGUGGUCCAGUCUCUGCUGGACCUGCUGUGCAGUCAGCUGAAGAAUCUGCUGUCUCAGGCCGGAGUCAACCUUCUGUCACCUGGGAAAAAGCCAGAGGACGUCAAACAUGAAAACAUUGCCAACAUGGAGAAAAAAGACUUUAGAGCUUUGGUACGGAAGCAGCACACAGCAGAGCUCCACCUGGGAGACUUCCUGGUGUUCCUAAGGAGGGUGGUGUCUUCAAAGGCCAUCCAGUCCAAGAUGGCCUCCCCUAAAUGGACGGAGGUGCUGCUCAACAUUGCUGCUCAGAAGUGCAGUUCAGGUGUUGCUCUGGUGGGAAACCUCAGAACCCGUCUUCUGGCACUUCAUGUUUUGGAGGCUGUUCUUCCAGCCUGUGAGGCUAGCAUGGAGGAUCAUCAAAUAACUCAGGUGGUUGAGCGGCUCUUCUCUCUGCUGUCGGACUGCAUGUGGGAGGCUCCCGUGGCUCAGGCAAAGCACGCCGUCCAGGUCAAAGAACGAGUCCAGGAGCUGAGACUCCAGGGGGAGGGAGAGGAGGAAGAUGAGAACCUGCCCAUUCAGGAAGUGUCCUUUGACCCAGAAAAGGCUCAGUGCUGCGUGGUGGAGAACGGUCAGGGCCUGACCCAUGGCAGUGGGGGGAAAGGCUAUGGUCUGGCCUCCACUGGCAUUUCUUCUGGGUGUUACCAGUGGAAGUUUUACAUUGUGAAGGAGAACCGAGGCAACGAGGGCACGUGUGUGGGCGUGUCACGGUGGCCGGUUCAUGACUUUAACCACCGCACCACAUCCGACAUGUGGCUGUAUCGAGCCUACAGUGGAAACCUCUACCACAACGGGGAGCAGACCCUGACGCUGAGCAGUUUCACACAAGGAGAUUUCAUCACCUGCAUCCUGGACAUGGAGGCCAGAACCAUCUCCUUUGGCAAGAAUGGAGAGGACCCCAGAUUGGCCUUUGAAGAUGUGGAUGCCACAGAACUAUUUCCCUGUGUGAUGUUCUAUAGCAGCAACCCAGGAGAGAAGGUGAAGAUCUGUGACAUGCAGAUGAGAGGAACGCCUCGAGACCUCUUACCUGGUGAUCCGGUUUGCAGCCCCAUAGCCACAGUUCUGGCCGAGGCAACCACGCAGUUGAUUCGUAUCCUGCAUCGCACUGACCUUUGGACCCAUCGUAUCAACAAGACCAUGAUCGAGCGCCUUCACACCAUCAAGCACUGCUUCAAGGAGUCAGUGGGGACCUCUAACGGUGGCCAAAGGCUGAAAAAGAGCCGCUCGGUGCAGAGCCGCGAAGAGCACGAAUCCCAGAAGGACUGCCAGGAAAUUCAGGCAAAGACGGAAGAGGAGAAGGGCCGGCAUGGGCGGCAGCAUGGCCUUGGGGAACUGUCUGAGCACAGCCUCAGAAGCUUGUGCUCCGAGGUGUGGCCAGUCCUGGCUGUGAUUGGUGGGACCGAUGCUGGACUGCGCGUGGGUGGCAGAUGUGUGCACAAACAGACGGGACGGCACGCCACCCUGCUGGGAGUGGUGAAGGACGGCAGCACAUCUGCAAAGGUGCAGUGGGACGAAGCAGAGAUCACCAUCAGCUUCCCAACUUUUUGGUCGCCUAGUGACACUCCGCUGUACAACUUGGACCCAUGUGAGCCUCUGCCGUUUGACGUGGGACGUUUUCGCGGCCUGACCGCCUCCCUGCUGAUGGAUCUCACUUAUCUGACAAGUAUUCACGAGGAGGCCGGCGUCAAGCUCAGUGCAUGCCGCCACGGGAAGAAGCAUCGCAACGUGUCUUCCAACGACCACGAGCCAACCUGUGUGGAGGACAAAGUGGAAAGUGAGGGUCACAACUUUGAGCAGACAGAGCUGGUGGUCACCUCAUUGGGGGGCCCAUCAGCCACCGGCAGCCCUGACCUGCGGGUGUCUCACAGCCUGGAAGAGGUCAAAGCCCACGCAGCCUCAAACUCCAAAUCAGAGAGCGAGAUAUCCUCUGUGGCUGGAGGAGGAAGCGAGAGCCUGUUCUCAUCGGCGCCUCACGCCACAGCCGGUGAGGGGGUCAGGAAGAAGGGUCACGAGCACAGCCCCCGCAGCAGUCACGACCCGUCCUCCAUCACUACUCAGUCGGAGAUGAACGCUGUGCAGCUGUCCUACUUGUACAUUGGUGCCAUGAAGACCCUGAGUGCUCUGCUGAGCUGCAGCAAGUAUGCAGAGCUGCUCCUCAUACCCAAGGUGACUCCAGAAACUGUUGCCAGCAGCCACAAUGCUGAUCUGAACUCCAGCUCAGGCGGGGCUGCUGCCUCAUCACCGGUUUGGCAGGAGGAGGUGGAGAUGAGGGCGGCUCUGCAGUUUCUCAUGCGCCACAUGGUGAAGCGGGCUGUCAUGCGCUCCCCUAUCAAGCGAGCCCUGGGCCUGGCGGAUUUGGAGAGGGCACAGGCCAUGAUCUACAAGCUGGUGGUGAAUGGGCUGCUGGAGGAGCCCUCUGGAGGAAAGUCCAGACCUGGAUUGAGACAUGAGCCUGAAGGGGAGGGGGAGGACCCAGAGGGGGAGCAGAUGGUUCAGACUCCCAUCACCACAAGCCCCUCCGCCUCUAGCACCACCUCCUUCAUGAGCUCUUCACUGGAGGACACCACCACUGCCACCACGCCAGUCACGGACACGGAGACUGCCCCUGCCUCAGAGUCUCCUGGCGUCAUGCCCCUGAGCCUGCUGAGGCAAAUGUUCUCCAGUUACCCCACCACCACACUGGUUCCAACCCGCCGAGCACAGACUCCUCCGGUGUCAUCUCUCCCCACAUCUCCAUCAGAUGAGGUGGGCCGCAGGCAGAGCCUCACCUCGCCGGACUCCCAGCAAACCAGAGUGCAAAAUCGAUCUGGGACCUCUCUAUCUGACCCCAGCAGCAGGCUGUCCACGUCCCCCCCUCCUGCAGCCAUCGCCGUGCCGCUGCUGGAGAUGGGUUUCUCGCUGCGACAGAUCACCAAAGCUCUGGAGGCCACUGGAGCUCGAGGAGAGGCAGAUGCUCAAAACAUCACUGUGCUGGCCAUGUGGAUGAUAGAACAUCCAUGUUCAGAGGACGAGCGGGACGAGCCCCACGCCAGAGACAGAGCUGGACGCAGUGAAGGCUCUGCCUCCUCUUGUGGGGGGGCCAGGGGCUCUGCAGGAGGCAAAGCUGCAGAGAGGAGCUCCUACCUGAGCUCACCUGGAGACGGAGCCGGCACUGGCGCCUCUGAGAUGGAGGAGGGCUUCAGUGAAAGCCCUGAAGGUAUGGAGCAGGACAGCGCAUUGGCCUCCAGCGCCGCUCCCCUCAGAGGGCGCUCUGGGGCCAGGAAGCACCGCUUUGACUUGGCCGCACGCACCUUGUUGGCCCGAGCUGCUGGAUUGUAUCGCUCCGUCCAGGCCCAUCACAGCCAGUCACGCCGGGACACCCUGUCCCUUCAACAGGAGCAGGGCACUCUGUACGACUUUAACCUGGACGAAGAGCUGGAGAUGGACCUGGACGAGGAGACCAUGGAAGCCAUGUUUGGCCAGGACCUGGCCAGCGACACUGACAUUUUGGGAAUGUGGAUCCCGGAGGUACUGGACUGGCCAACAUGGCACGUGUGUGAGGCGGAGGAUCGAGAUGAGGUGGUGGUGUGCGAGCUGUGUGAGGCUAACGUGGCAAACUUCAACCAGCACAUGAAGAAAAGCCACCCUGGCUGCGGGCGCAGCGCCAACAGGCAAGGUUACCGCAGCAACGGCUCUUAUGUGGACGGCUGGUUUGGAGGGGAGUGCGGCAGUGGAAAUCCAUAUUAUCUGCUGUGCGGAGCCUGCAGAGACAAGUACUUGGCCAUCAAAAGCAAGGCCAAAGUGCCUGUUGUGGAGAGGUACAAAGGGCAGGCUCCGGAUCUCCUGGGGAAGCAGGACAGUGUGUAUGAAGAGGACUGGGACAUGCUGGAUGUGGAUGAAGAUGAAAAGCUGACAGGAGAGGAGGAGUUUGAGCUCCUGGCUGGCCCAUUGGGUCUAAGCGAGCGCAGAUUCGUUCCUGAGCCCGUCCAGUUCCCUGACAGUGACCCGCUAGGAGCCUCUGUUGCCAUGGUGACGGCCACAAACAGCAUGGAGGAGACCCUUCUUCAGAUAGGUUGUCAGACCUUGGUGGAUAAGAACUCCUCGGGUCGGGUGACUCUCGGCGAGCAGGCUGCCGCCGUGAAGAACCCCCAUGACCGCAUCAUGGCACUCAGACGAGUGACGGCUGCCGCCCAGGUAUUGCUGGCCAGGACCAUGGUAAUGAGGGCGUUGUCUCUGCUGUCUGUCAGCGGUUCCAGCUGCAGCCUGGCAGCAGGCCUAGACUCUCUUGGUCUGACUGACAUCAGGACUCUGGUCAGGUUGAUGUGCCUGGCAGCAGCCGGCAGGGCCGGACUCUCCACCAGUCCUGCGGUGGACUCCAACCCCGAGAGGCCUCGGGGAGCCAGCAAGGCCAGCAAGCCGAUCUCCUGCCUGGCUUACCUGAGCACGGCCGUGGGCUGCUUGGCUUCCAACAGCCCGAACGCUGCCAAGCUGCUGGUACAACUCUGCACUCAGAACUUGAUCUCUGCAGCUACAGGCAUGAACCUGACCACCGUGGACGACCCCACCCAGAGGAAGUUUCUACCCAGUUUCCUACGCGGCGUGGCUGAAGAGAAUAAGCUUAUUACAUCCCCCAACUUUGUGGUGACUCAGGCUCUGGUGGCGCUGCUGGCAGACAAAGGCGCCCGGCUGCGAUCUGGACAGGACAAGGCUGAUGUGGACAAGAGAGGUCUAAUUGCGCAUUUGUAUGCCCAUCCUUCCCAUAAUACUUCCGCUGUAGGCCCCCUGGAGCUGGCCAACGCUCUGGCGGCCUGCUGCUUGUCGUCUCGGCUCUCCUCGCAGCACCGGCAGUGGGCGGCACAGCAGCUGAUUCGCACGCUGGCCGCCCACGACCGCGACAACCAAAGUCGCCCGCAGACCUUUGCUGACAUGGCAGGCGAUCUGCGCAAGUGCUCAUUUAUCAAGCUAGAAGCACAUCAGAGUCGGGUCAUUACGUGUGGAUGGUGUACCAAGAAAGGCCUGCUGGCCACCAGCGGAAACGACGGCACAGUCCGAGUGUGGAAUGUGACAAAGAGCCAGUACACACUGCAGCAGACCUGCGUCUUUAGGAAGGAUGAUGACUCUUCAGAGGACGGACUCUCGGGCUUGGGAUCCCCCAGCGACCCCUGCCUCUCUCCUCUAGCAUGGAGUGUUACUGGAAAAUAUUUGGCUUCUGCAAUGGAGAAGGUGGUCAACAUCUGGCAAGUCAAUGGUGGGAAAGGCCUCCUAGACGUGCAGCCUCACUGGGUGUCUGCACUGGCGUGGCCUGAAAAGGAGGCAGAGUCUCUGUGGUGUGGGGAGCCCAAAGACAUACUGCUGGUGGGCCGGAUGGAUGGGUCCGUGGGUCUCAUAGAGGUGUUGGACUCGUCCAGUAUGCACCGCACAGAGCUGGAACAUUGCUGCAGGAAGGAUGUGGCAGUGAUGCACAUCGCCUGGCACAGUGAGGACAAACCAUUUGCCGUGGGCUACGCAGAUGGAAAGCUGCUGAUUGGGUCCAAAGAACCAUUAGACAAAGGAGCCAUUGUUGUCAUCGAUGCACACAGGGAGUCCAUCACUAGCAUGAAGUGGAGUCCAACGGGUCAGAUCUUGCUGACUUGUGCCAAAGAGGAGACGGUGAAGCUGUGGGCCAGUCAUGGCUCGGGUCCCACAUCGGGCUGGAUCUGUCUGCAGAAUCUUCGCCAGCCUUCUCUGGUCAACGGGGCUACCUGGUGCAGUCUGCAGGGGCGUAGCCCAAAGAUGCUCAACAUGCUGGCAAUAUGCUGUCAGAACGGCCUAGUCUCUGUCUGGACUGUUCCUCAAGAAGUCUCCAAAUUCCCAGAAUCCUGUUCCUCAACCUCUGACGGAUGGUGGGACACUGAGAGCAAAUCAAAGUUUAUGUCUUCCCGGUGGUCAGAGGUGGGAGCUGCCUGUGUUUUCCUGCUGAAAGGCCACAUUACUCCAGUAAAAACUCUGGCCUUCAGUCCAGAUGGACUGGCCUUGGCAUCUGGAGGGGUGGGAGGCCUCAUGAACAUCUGGUCCCUGCGGGAUGGAUCAGUACUCCAGACUGUCGUCGCCGGGUCUGGAGCAAUCCAGAACAUUGUUUGGAUUCCAGAUGUUGGCGUGGCAGUGUGCUCCAACAGGUCCAAGGACGUGCUGGUUGUGAACUGCUCCAAAGAGUUCUUGGCAUCCAACCAUGUGCUGGCCACCUGCCGCACAGCCCUGAAGAAGCAGGGUGUGGUCGGCCUCAACAUGGCGCCAUGCAUGAAAGCCUUCCUGGAGCGACUUCCCAUGAUGCUUCAGGAGCAGUAUGCCUAUGAAAAGCCUCAUGUCGUCAGCGGCGAACAGCUCGUUCAUAGUCCCUACAUGCAAUGUCUUGCCUCUCUGGCUGUGGGCCUCCAACUGGACCAGCUGCUGUGUCGCCCCCCUGUGCCUCCUCACCUCCUAGAAUGUCCGCCGGAGUCUGGCAGCGGCGUGUGGAGCACCAGCGAGUGGGCAUGGCUUGACUGCUUCUCCACCACUGUAAAAGUGGCUGAGGCUCUGGCGCGAGGUGCCACUUUUCCUGAAUCCUUCUCUGUUCCCGACCUCGAGCCAGUCUCCAAAGAUGAACGGUCUCUACUGAUGGACAACAGCAAGUGGGCGCCUGGCAUAGAUGAACAGAUCAUGUCCUGGGCCACCUCCAGACCUGAGGACUGGCACCUGGGGGGGAAGUGUGACGUGUUCUUGUGGGGAGCAGGACGCCACGGCCAGUUGGCAGAGGUUGGCAGGAACAUCCUGGUGCCCACGACUGCCCCUUCAUUUUCCCAGGCCCAACAGGUGGUGUGUGGUCAGAACUGCACCUUUGUGAUCCAGCCCAAUGGGUCUGUGCUGGCCUGUGGUGAGGGUAGCUAUGGCCGCUUGGGACAGGGAAACUCUGAUGACCUUCACAUCCUCACCAUCAUCUCAGCUUUACAAGGAUUUGUUGUGACGCAGCUGGUGACGUCCUGUGGCAGUGACGGCCACUCCAUGGCGCUUACUGAGAGCGGAGAGGUGUUCAGCUGGGGGGAUGGGGACUAUGGCAAGCUUGGACACGGCAACAGCGACCGCCAGCGUCGCCCGCGACAGAUUGAAGCUCUGCAGGGAGAGGAGGUGGUGCAGAUGUCCUGUGGCUUUAAGCACUCUGCAGUUGUCACAGCUGACGGGAAGCUCUUUACAUUUGGGAAUGGGGAUUAUGGCCGGCUGGGACUGGGAAACACGUCCAACAAAAAGCUUCCUGAGAAGGUCACCGCUCUGGAGGGAUACCAAGUGGGACAGGUGGCCUGUGGACUAAACCACACUUUAGUUGUUUCUGCUGAUGGAAUGAUGGUUUGGGCUUUUGGAGACGGAGACUAUGGGAAACUGGGACUUGGCAAUUCCACAGCCAAGUCCUCUCCUCAGAAAGUGGACGUCCUGUGUGGGAUUGGCAUUUUGAAGAUGGCCUGUGGAACUCAGUUCUCUGUGGCGCUAACCAAAGACGGAAAAGUGUUCACAUUUGGCCAAGACCGGCUGAUUGGCCUGCCGGAGGGUCGGGCCAGGAACCACAACCGGCCUCAGCAGGUGCCAGCGCUGUCGGGGGUCCACAUCCAGGAUGUGGCAGUGGGAGCUGAGCACACACUGGCUCUGUCAUCCACAGGAGACGUUUAUGCCUGGGGGAGCAACUCCGAGGGACAGCUCGGUCUAGGUCACACCAAUCACGUCAGAGAACCUACCUUAGUAACAGCCCUACAAGGGAAGAAUAUCCACCAGAUAUCUGCUGGACGCUGCCACAGCGCCGCCUGGACAGCCCCCUGCGUGCCCCCCCGAGCACCAGGCUCGUCAGUCCCUCUUCAGCUGGGUCUGCCCGAGGCCGUGCCUCCUCAGUACAGCACACUCAAAGAAGUAAGCAUGGAGGUGCUGCGAGGGCGUCUGCGCCUCCUCUACCACUUCUCUGACCUCAUGUACUCCUCCUGGCGUCUGCUCAACCUCAGUCCUAACAACCAGAGCUGCACCUCCCACUACAAUGCAGGGACUUGGGGUAUUGUCCAGGGCCAGUUGAGGCACCUACUGGCCCCCAGAGUCUAUACUCUGCCCAUGGUACGCUCCAUUGGGAAGACCAUGGUGCAGGGCAAGAACUAUGGCCCCCAAAUCACUGUCAAGAGGAUUUCCACACGCGGGCGGAAGUGUAAGCCCAUCUUCGUGCAGAUCGCACGGCAGGUGGUGAAGCUGAAUGCCUCGGACCUGCGGCUUCCUUCAAGAGCCUGGAAGGUGAAGCUGGUGGGGGAGGGGGCAGACGAUGCUGGUGGGGUGUUUGAUGACACCAUUACUGAGAUGUGCCAGGAGUUGGAGUCGGGGGUGGUUGACCUGCUUAUUCCCUCCCCCAACGCCACAGCAGAGGUUGGCUACAACAGAGACAGGUUUCUUUUCAACCCGUCCGCCUGUCUGGACGACCACAUGCUUCAGUUCAAGUUUUUGGGCAUAUUGAUGGGCGUGGCCAUCCGUACCAAGAAGCCCCUGGACCUUCACCUGGCUCCGCUGGUCUGGAAACAGCUGUGCUGCAUCCCGCUGCAGCUGGAGGAUCUGGAGGAGGUGGACCUCUUGUAUGUGCAGACUCUGAAAAGCAUUCUUCACAUUGAAGACAGUGGCAUCACGGAGGACAAUUUCCAUGAGAUGAUUCCUCUGGAUUCGUUUAUCGGGCAGAGUGCGGACGGAAAGAUGGUACCAAUAAUUCCAGGAGGAAACAGCAUCCCUCUGACCUUCUCCAACAGGAAGGAAUACGUGGAAAGAGCCAUUGGGUAUCGGCUGCAUGAGAUCGACCGACAGGUGGCGGCGGUGCGGGAGGGCAUGUCGUGGAUCGUGCCGGUGCCGCUGCUGUCCCUGCUCACGGCCCGGCAGCUGGAGCAGAUGGUGUGCGGGAUGCCGGAGAUCUGCUGCGACGUGCUGAAGAAGGUGGUCCGCUACAGGGAGGUGGACGAGCAGCACACCCUUGUGCACUGGUUCUGGCAGACGCUGGAGGAGUUCUCCAACGAGGAGCGGGUGCUUUUCAUGCGCUUCGUCUCCGGCCGAUCCAGACUUCCAGCCAACACGGCUGACAUUUCCCAGAGGUUCCAGAUCAUGAAGGUGGACAGGCCGUUCGACAGCCUGCCCACAUCGCAGACCUGCUUCUUCCAGCUGCGCCUCCCUCCUUACUCCAGCCAGGCUGUCAUGGCUGAGCGGCUGCGCUACGCCAUCAACAACUGUCGCUCCAUUGACAUGGACAACUACAUGCUGUCGCGCAACGUAGACAACGCCGAUGGAUCCGACAUGGACUACUGAUGAGGCGCUUUCGUGCAGCGCUCCCUGGAACAGACGGGACACUUUAUGUGCAUUUUAUGUCUCGCACAAGUCUUCAUUUCUCUGUGGUUUUGCAGUUUUUACCGCCGUGAAAAUCCACAUGAGGAGUGUUUAGUUUAUUUUUACUUCCUUACUCCACAUCCCAUUUUUGGGUUUCUGCAUGGAGGUCUGCUUAUUUGUUUGCUGAUGUGUACAGCAGAUGGUCAUACGGCGUGACAGAACGCUGUACGUUGUGUAAUGCUUUGUUAGGAUUUGUUAGCAUUUUAUCAAUAUUUAUUCUUUUCAUUGCGGCUGGUGAGUUUCCAAAGCAACAACAUUAAAUGCUGUAUCAGUGAGGUGUGGUCGUUUGAGAGAAAACUGCUUUUUUACUUUUAAUCUGACGCAGCUGCAGAAAACAAAAACACUGCUCACUGUUCUGAACAUGAUGUCUGACAUGGACUAAGACCUGGAGGGAUUCUGUUGUGGUUCUGACCCAAACAGUGCAGGAGAGGUGCACAGAACCUCUCCUGGUUUGAAAACAGCAGUUGUCACCAAUUGGAGCAGCUUUUAUUUGACUCUGUAAAGAGGAUAAAAACGAGAAAAAGACCCUUCCUAACUGCAUGCGGUUAACUGUGUGUGCAGAGUCUUUACUUGCAGUGCAUAGCCAGACCCCCCACCCCCCACUGUGCACCAGACUUGAACAUCUGAGGCGUUCCGGUUCUUCCAUCAAACACGUUUACUCCUGCAGGUCUACCCAAAUUGACUCUUGAAGACUCGCAGAAACAAAAAAACCGCAUGUACAGGAUUGAAAUGCUUGAAAUACACCAAACCAGUGACCUUUGACCUCAUUCCAAGCAGCUAAAAUAAACCUUAAAUGACCA
Oryzias latipes (Japanese medaka) is the source of this 16218-nucleotide messenger RNA. RefSeq names its product HECT and RLD domain containing E3 ubiquitin protein ligase family member 1 (gene herc1). Lineage: Eukaryota; Metazoa; Chordata; Actinopteri; Beloniformes; Adrianichthyidae. The record is from RefSeq and is a predicted model, not a curated record. Gene Ontology annotation, molecular function: protein binding; ubiquitin-protein transferase activity.